UAAUGAAUAUCUUGUCUUUAGAAUAACUGCGUCUAUGGUCCUGAAGCACAAAACAUGUACCUGCAAUUAGCAACAGUAGUGUUUUAUUUGUGUAUAAGAUAAAUAUUCAAAAAUCAAAUUCAAACUCAAACUCAUUAUGGUAUGUAAAUACAUUUUCACUGUGAAUAGUUUUUAUUGACUCUCUGUUUGGUAGAAACCGACUAUUUCAGUUUUCCGGCUUGGAGUGGUUUGGAAAGACGUGUAGCUAUUUCUUAAAUAUCUUUUUAAUUUUCAAGCAGCGUGAACAAAAUCCCAUGAGCUUCUGUCGUAUCGAUUCACUUCUGAUUAAUGAGGUCAUUGCAGACAAAAAACUCUGAAAGUACAUAUAAGCAAAGGAAUGCAUAUGGUAGUUUAAAAAGGAAAAUAUGUUAAUGUUUUUAAAAGUUAUAGUCCAUGAAAUCAUUCAAUCAUUUAAAUCCCAAAUAUCCUGUUGGGAUUGAUUCAUAUAUACGUAUUUUGUAGUAGUGAGUAACAUUGCUCGCGCUGCUUCUCUUCACUAACUGAGCUAUUGAAAUCAUAAGAUCCAUAUCCCAAGAGCUGAUCCAGCACCCAGACAGGCAGCCUUGUGUGGAUGACUUGAACUGAUGAGUCAAAUCAGGACAAAAUCUAAUUGUCCAACAAGGCGGUAUGCAUUUCCCUGACAAACAAUAAGAGCAAAAUGCCAGGCUUUAUUUUUCUGUGCCGACGAGUUGUAGUAACUCAUUACUCGUGUCUGGGCUCAGUUAUUGGACAUUGCUACAGUCCAUACAGCUGCUCUGUCCAGGAGAGGGAACUGUCCCACACAGAAGUAAAAAUCUGGAUACAUUCCAUUCAUGGUCAUCACAUUAUGACACAAAGAGACCUGUGUUAGAGUCAGCUACCCCUUCGCCAGAAUUCAGAUAAUUGACUUAGUGGCUCGGCUAACGUGAGAAAGGUUGGACAUCAUGUUGAUGAGGAAGGGUGCGUGUCAGGUGAUGUGCAGUCAAAUAUUGUGCAUUGUGCUCUGUGUGUCUGUCUUUCCCAGGUCUGAAGUGUGUUUGUGAGUCAUAAAUGAUACCACGUUCAUGGGCGGGUGUAUUCUAAUCACUGGUGUCGGUUUGUUUGUUUUGUUGUGACAGCGACAACUAGGGCAGCUUUUAAUUCAAUUUGAAUGCAACUUGGGAAGUGAGGUCGGGUCAUGACCUCCACUGGUGACUUUUUCUUUUCAAAUUCAUCAAAGGUCAAAGUCUUUCAGUGACAAUUUGCAUGGAUCAUCAUCUGCACAUGUUAAAUUGAUUUUAACAGCUACACCUCACACAGCCACAAAAUAUAUAUACAGAAUUAUGAAAUUACCAAAGAUGUUGAUAUUGGGUGAAUAGUAAUGCCUCUACCAAAUUUCAUGGGACUUUUCAGCAGCUUCUGAUGACUUUUACUUUUCUUGGCUUAGAUUAUAAACAUACAAAGUAGGCCCGAUGCUUGUUCCCACCCUGCCUGUAUGCUUCAGUGUUCCCAUGCAGAUGUUUUUCUUUUCCUCUUCAAAUGCUUCAAAAUAUGUUGUUCUGACAUCACAACCAAUUCUCUCUCCUUUUCUCCUUCUCUAACCAGCCCCUCCACACCAACAAGAUGAGCCUUCUCAACUACCCCGCUCCGGAGUUAGACGUUACCCUGCAAGAGGUUGGCCGUGUCCUGCAGCUCACUUUAAGACCUGACCUUUACCCCGAGUUCAAACGUGUGCUGGACCAGCAGAGGGAGGUUCUUCGAGAUGCAGAUCAGAAGUUAGCAACUAGACUUGCAGGCCAGGAGAACUGGGGGUCGGAGCAGUUCAAGAAAAGCCUGCUUUCGUGUUCCGACCCUCUUCCCACCUCCACAGCCCUCCCUAUGGUUCUUCCUCCAUCCAGAGUGAAGAGAAGCACCCAGCUGGGGAGGGCAGCUGCUCUGCUCUGGGGAGCUGCAAAGCAGUACAGUGAGCCCUCGAAACCUGCAGAGGGCGAUGUACCAACGGAGAACACGCAGCAGUCGGAGGUAUUUGCCGCAAGCCGGAUUCCUGGCAGAGUUCAAGAUCAAAUUAAGGUCUACCCAGACAGUCUCCAUGCCAUCAUCACAUGUGUGGGAGGAGUGUUCCCUGUGGACAUACUCUGGCGUCCCAGCCCUGGUGGACCAGUGUCUGCUCGACCAUUCAUUGACAUCUACAACCAGUUGGCUCAGGUGAUGGAUGAACCCAGAGCAGGAAAACAGAAUGAUCCCUCGGUCAUUUGCAGCCUCUCCGCUCUGCCUCGUAAAGACUGGGCCGCCGUCAGGGAAGAGAUCCUGGAGCAAGGAGGGGAAGCAGCAGCCUCACUGGGGCUAAUGGAGAGCGCUGUGCUUACACUUUGUCUGGAGGACCAGAAUGCACCCUCUGAUCUGGCCGACACCCUCAAUGCAGUGAGGCUGGGAGGAGGAGGAGGAGACAGUCCAUGUCUGAGACACUAUGAUAAGAUGAUGAGCCUGGUGGUGUUCAAGGACAGCACUGCUGGAAUGUUGUUUGAGCACAGUGUUUUGGAUGGGAUAGUGGCUGUGUUUGUCAGUGGUUGUGUCUAUAAUCUGUCUGAGACUGUUGACUUAGAACUAGCCCUCACUGAAACAGAGAAUGUGAAUGGGUCCGUCACAGUUAGCGAUGUAAAAUCGUUUUCCCCGACUUCUUUAACCUUCCACUUGCAAGGAGUAAACAUCCCUCAGCCCAACCCGGCCUCAGAAGCAACUAAUCAAGUUCUCACGUUUGAUGUCCCUUCCUAUCCGGAUGUCUUUUCUACGAUCAGAGAGCACAGAGGCCUGUAUGAUGCCUGGAUCAACUUCUCUUUGCAGCUUUCCCUGAGGCAGACUCUUGGGGAAUCAGCUGCCAGUCACGUGCUUGUCACACCUACCCAUAUGCGCCACUACAAACAUGGUCGAUGUGAUCCUACAUACUCAAUCACCACUCAUUCUCUCAAGUUAGUAGGUGCCUUGGCAUCCUGCAUAGGCCCAGAUAAGAAAAUCCAAUACACUACUGACAUCUUACGCUUGUUCCAUGUUGCAUUAAUGGAGCACAAGAGUCUCAUCAGAAACACUAAAAGUGGUCAAGGUGUUGGUCCCCAUCUAGCUGCCUUGCGCCAACUUCUGCCAUCUGACAAUCCACUGAAAAAGUUUCUCGACCCCUUUGGGUGUCCAUCUGUAUACCUCACUGGUUCAGGUCUCAUUGAGGGUGUUGAGUGUGGAGUAGGGAAUGUUUAUGCACAAGAUCAGCUGGCUGUAGCAUACCUGGGAAGAAAAGACCGGGUUCAAAUUGUGCUUAAUGGAAAAGGGAGCUUUGCUCAGAUACUGCAGAAGCUUCAAGACAACAUGAAGAUAAAUCUGAAGUUAGUGAUGCUUCUAGCUGUUAGAUAUGCCAUUGCAAAUCAGAUGGGUGCCCUGGAGUGUCUACUCCAACAGGACCAAACUAAGAAAGCGAUUGGAAUGAGCCUAAAAAGUGGGGAAAGCAAAGCGAGUAUGAGCCCAAACUACACUAUGUUGAUCCAUGGUGGAGCUGGAGAAGAGAUGAUGCUGAACACCCAAGUGAUUGGGGUUAUUGAGUUUGCUUUACAGACAGCCUUAACCCUUGGAUCCCAAGUCCUUCAUCAAGGGGGCAGGAGUCUGGACGCAGUUCAGAGGUCAGUUGAGGCCCUGGAGGACUGUUUUCUGUUUAAUGCAGGUAAAGGCUCAGUAUUCAACAAAGAUGGAAAAAAUGAAUUAGAAGCAGCAAUUGUAGAUGGUAGUACACUGAGGUCGGGAGCUGUUGCCUGUGUGGAAAGUGUGAAGAACCCAAUAAAAGCAGCCAGAUGUGUCAUGGAGAAAAGCUCACAUUCACUCAUAGUAGGAAAUGGGGCUGAGGAGUUUCUGCAAGUGCAGGAGAAGGAGAAAGCUGUUGGGUGUGAGUAUUUCUACACAGAUAUACGCCACAGAGAGUUAAUGGCAAAGCUCAGCGGUGGAGAUACCUCAAAAAACAAUCACCCUCAGACAGUUGGAGCUGUUGCAUUGGAUCAUUGGCAGGGGUUGGCUGCUGCUUCCUCUACAGGCGGGUUAGUAGGAAAGCUCAAAGGUCGAGUUGGGGAUACAGCAGUAGUAGGAGCAGGAAUAUAUGCUGAUGACAAAUUAGCUAUUGCCUGCUCUGGAGAUGGAGAUGUAUUUUUGAGGCACACAGUUGCCCAGAAAAUAGCUAGUCUCUACCAUCACAAGGGUUACAGCCUUAGACAUGCAUGCAAAGAAGUGAUGAGUGAAAAUCUGAAUGGGGCAUGUGCAGGCAUCAUUGCUGUGGACAUUAAAGGUGAUGCCAUCAUCGAAACAAAUGCUGGCGUAAUGUUUGUAGCCUCUCUGAUAGAUGGUAUUUCACGAGUAGAGGUCCUCAGGCCCCUGAACAGCUUCUCUGAUGUGAUCUGGGAAACAGAUGAGCUGGUUGCCUACCUGAAUCCCAAACCCUGGAUCCCUGGCUCAACCAUUCUGAUGAGAAAAACUAAUAGUGGGGCAAGCAGUGUCUUCCACUUGCCCACACCUGAUUAUGUGGCUAUGCUACAGGCAGCGAGAGUUGUGUCAAAACUUCUAUGUGAACGGUUGGGAGUGCAGCGCUGUGCCUUGGUUUUCUACCCAACAUCCGAUCAUCCUGCACAAAUCAGACUGCUCCCACUUCAUGGCCUCGAGCAAAAGUGGGAGCCUCAUCUUGCCGGUGAAGAGGAAUUCCAUGAAUACGAUCCUGGUUACUGCACUUCAAAAAGCAGCCCAUGCUGGGAUGAUCAAUCUCUGACUCAGGUUCAAGCCAAGAUUAGAAACAAAUUACCAACACCCAAUGCACCUUCUUGCUUUGACUUUUUUGGGGACCGCUCCUGUAACAACCUGUUCAGCCGUAUUGUUCGGGGCGAGCAGCCACAGUGGAGGGUGUGGGAAGACAGUGAGUAUGUUGCAUUCCUUACGCCAUACCCGAACACGCCUGGUCUGACUGUUGUGGUGCCACGCAAACCACUGUCCAGUGACCUCUUCAAAUUGGACCAAGCUGACUACAAAGCAAUGAUUUUAGCAAUUCAUAAAGUUGCCCGACUAUUGGAAGAGGGGAUGAGAGCUCGAGGUGUUGCAUUGAUCUUUGAGGGAUUGGAGAUUGAAUAUGCUCAUGCGAAGCUGAUCCCUCUUUUACCUCCAGCUGAUGGCACUACGCCUGCUGAGCUGACACCAGAAUGCUAUCAAAGCUACCCUGGAUAUGUGUCAUCAAUGGACGGGCCAGCUGCUGAUCCUGAGACCCUUAAAGCGGUCCACUCAAAAAUCACCAAGUGCAGGGCUCCACAUUCAUGGCAAAACCCCGUCGCCCAUUCCACACUUGCCAUUAAGAGCCAGUGGUAUCGCAACCUGUUCCAGAUUCAAAACACUCUUUUCCACAGCACAGUGGAAUAUUUCCAAAGUCUCUGCCAUUACUCCUACGCUUUGACCCCUCUCACCACCGACACCAUCUCCUCACCGAUGGGUCUGGGAUCUGACUCAGACCCAGUUUCUGUUAACCUGCUGGGACAGGACAUCUACCUGGCUGACUCAAUGCAAUUUGUUCUUGAGUACUUUCUUCGCUUCCAGGAGAACCUGCCAGGAACCUACUACAUAUCUCCCAGCUUUAGAGGAGAAGAUCCUGAUGCCACGCACCUGAACCAGUUCUACCACGUGGAGUGUGAACUGUUGGGUGAUAUGAACGAUGCCAUUUGCACAGCAGAGAGAUACUUGGCUCAUCUCACUAAGUCCAUGUUGAAGCAUCACUCAGAUAUCAUUCUCAGCACUGCUGGGACCCUCACGCAUGCCAAAGCAAUGCAGAGUAAGCUAGAGGGAAAAGAUGGACUACCAAGAAUCCCUCUUGAUCAGGCCAUUCCCAUGAUGCCAUCUGCUGACUGCGUUGAGUGGGUCCAGGACGGUCAGCCCCAGAUCGGCAGAAAGCUAACACGCAAAGGAGAGCAAGUCUUGAUAGAAAAAUAUGAUGGCGCUGUUUGGUUGACCGAGAUGGAUCAUCUGGGGGUCCCCUUCUACCAGGCAUAUGUGGAGGGCAGUGGGCAGCGCAAAGCCAAAGCUGCAGACCUUCUGAUAGGGCUGGGUGAGACUGUGGGUCUUGGUGAGCGUCAUUCUACCCCUGAGAUGGUGCAAGAAGCUCUCAGGCACCACACGGUUCCUGAGCAGUCCUACAAGUGGUACAUCAGCAUGCGACAAGCAAAACCCCUCCUCAGCAGUGGUUGGGGCAUGGGGACCGAGCGCUACCUGUGUUGGCUGCUACAGCACGAUGACGUCAGAGAUAUACAGAUCAUACCGAGGAUGAAAGGAAUGAAAUACAUGCCCUGAUUAUCAGUUCUCCUCGUGUUUUCAGGCCAUAAAAUGUAAUAUAUAGGACUUGCAAUAAUAGGAUCAAAGAAGAGUUUAUAUAAUGGCUUUUUAGAAUAAAAAUGCCUCAAUAAUCCAGAGUUUCAUCCAAUUUUUUGUUUAUUAAAUCUUUCCUGCUGUGUCCAUGAUCAGAGGAGAGAGGGCAUACAUGUUGGUCUCAUAUACACUGGAGGCAUUACUGCAGAAAAAAGGAAAAGUAAAUGAGCCAAAAUUGAGAUGACUCAAAUAACUUUAUUAUUUAUUUUUUAAAUGCUAUUUUACACUGAAGGAUGGUUUCCUUUCUUAACACCAAAGCUUUAACAUAAAUUUAACUGCUUGGUGAAAAUGUAGGGUGGGGGGUCAGUACAGCUUGGAUUGUUUUAAUAUCUUUAUAUUUAUGAUUAAGACUGAUUCAAU
This is a messenger RNA of Pleuronectes platessa (European plaice), 6780 nucleotides long. RefSeq lists its product as uncharacterized. Bases 1621 to 6345 code for a protein of 1574 amino acids. Lineage: Eukaryota; Metazoa; Chordata; Actinopteri; Pleuronectiformes; Pleuronectidae. Gene Ontology annotation, biological process: tRNA aminoacylation for protein translation. The record is from RefSeq and is a predicted model, not a curated record. The transcript is spliced from 3 exons. Gene Ontology annotation, molecular function: hydrolase activity; aminoacyl-tRNA ligase activity; ATP binding.